AUUUCUGAAAUCAUAGGCAUAAAGGAUCUUCACGCAGACCAUGCUGCCAGUCACAUUGGAAAAGCACAAGGCAUUGUCACUUGCUUGAGAGCCACACCCUAUCACAGUAGCAGAAGAAGGGUUUUCCUUCCCAUGGAUAUUUGUAUGCUGCAUGGUGUUUCACAAGAGGAUUUUCUACGGAGGAGUCGAGAUAGAAACGUGCGAGAUGUGGCGUAUGACGUUGCCAGCCAGGCACAGCUGCACCUAAAGCGCGCUAGGUCCUUCCACAGAAGUGUUCCUGUGAAAGCAUUUCCUGCUUUUCUUCAGACUGUUGCUCUGGAGGACUAUUUAAAGAAAAUUCAACAAGUGGAUUUUGAUCUAUUCCACCCAUCUUUACAGCGGAAGAAUACUUUGCUUCCAUUAUUUUUGUAUAUUCAGUCAUGGAGAAAAAGAUACUAAAAUAAUUUCAUGGCACUGAUAUUUAUUAGUUUUAUGAAAGUGUCCUUAGUUUAGGGUUCUUGUUGACACACAACAGGAACUACUUAAGGAGAAAAUGAAUUUAUCGGGUGAGCGUGUAGGUCACAGAAUGGAUGGGAAGCUGCUGUGGGGCCUGGGGGCCAGGAUUCUGCCCCAGGCCCGGCCCUUGUCGCAGCAGCGGAGCCUGUCCUGGGGAGCGGAGCCCCCGGGGGGAGCCCAGUUCCCGCUGUGCUGAGGCUGCAGGCCCUGCUUCUGCCGCCAGAGGGCGGGGGAUGGCUCCUCCCCUCCCUCUCUCACCGUUCAGAGGACCCAGGAACGGGCUGAAGUUAGGACUGGGUCUGUAUGCUGAGCAGCCAGGCCCCAGGCAUCUGGUACAGCUGGGAAAUGCAUUUAUUUAAGAAUCACGAAGAGUGAAGUGAACAUCAGUAUUUGAGGAGUGUCAGUCGCUAUUUUGAGGUCCUUUAUAUCUCUUAAC
Molecule: messenger RNA, 931 nt
Organism: Odocoileus virginianus texanus
Lineage: Eukaryota; Metazoa; Chordata; Mammalia; Artiodactyla; Cervidae
Source: RefSeq, a predicted model, not a curated record